AUGCAUGCGUUGCCAUCGCGCGAUGCCUUGCUCGUCAAGAUCCAGCCACCCAAAGCGCCAGCCCAACAAGUCAACCAUGUACCAUGCGACAUCGUUCUGGUCAUCGACGUGUCGGGGAGUAUGGGUACAGAUGCGAACGUCCCGGGAGAAACCGAGAGUACCGGGCUCAACGUUUUGGACCUGGUCAAACAUGCGGCUCGGACAAUCAUCGAGACCUUGGAUGAAGGUGAUCGCCUGGGGGUGGUCACCUUCCAGUCCCGCGCACAAACGGUCCAAGGUCUCACUGUUAUGACGGAGGACAACAAGAAGCUCACGUGGGACCGCAUCCAAACCAUCCACCCCUCGCACGCCACGAAUCUCUGGCACGGAUUGCUCCACGGCUUGGAUGUCUUCAAGGACGGUGGUGGCAGCUCAAGGGUGCCGUCCAUGAUGGUGCUGACUGACGGCAUGCCGAAUCAGAUGAACCCUGCGGCGGGAUUCGUGGCCAAGCUACGGGAAAUGCUACCGCUGCCCGCCUCCAUCUCCACGUUCGGUUUCGGGUAUGAGCUCGAGUCUGGGCUGCUCAAGUCGAUUGCCGAGAUUGGCGGCGGCAACUAUGCCUUCAUCCCUGACGCGGGCAUGAUUGGAACCGUCUUUGUGCACGCCAUCGCUAACAUGCAGUCCACCUACGCCAUCAAUACCGUGCUGGAACUGGAGUACGCGUACCCUCUGGCCGUCAAUGUCUCGACAGGUCCAACAGUGGAUCAGCAGGCGCCUUGUGAACAAGGAUCACACAUGCGUCUCCGGGUUCCCCUUGGCAGCUUGUUGUACGGACAGUCGAAGGACGUCUUUCUCAACGUUGAAAAUGCGCGGAAGAAGGAUGCCUUUGUCUCUGAAGACAAUGCCGUCAUCAAAGCCAAGCUUCUGUACGAGGCUGUCCACCUCACCCCAAAGGCCGCCGAGGCCAAUGAGCAAGUGACUCUCACUGCAGAGUGCAGUAUGAUUGCCGAGUCUGAGAUCGGCGCCGACAUUGUGGCGUACCACGAGUCUCGCGCGCGGAUAUGCGAAUUUCUGAGCUCCCUGUUCCACUUAAACAAGCUCGAGGAACACCGUGCGAUCUCACGUGACAAUCUGCCCGCCAAGCAGGAAGAACUCGAGCAGUUGCUCGAGGUGCUGCCAGCAAAGAAGUACUCUGACGAGAAGAACAGUUCGCUCAUCACGGAUCUCGUAGGAGAGAGUCCGCAUGGUCAAGUCUCCUUGGCCCUCAAGAAUGCAGAGUACUUCCAAAGAUGGGGUCGGCAUUACAUCCCCUCCCUGAUGAACGCCCACGCCCGCCAGGAAUGCAACUCGUUCAAAGACCCGGGACCUCUUCAGUACGGCACCGACAGCACGCUCUUUGUCGAAUGCCGAAAGCGCCUCGACUCUGCAUUUGACAGAUUACCCCCACCCGAGCCAGCAAUACCGUCCUUUUUAGGACGGCCAGGAAAGCGCAGUCUCCUCGGGAAAGCUAUGAGGACACUUGCGGGCUCGGGGCCAGCCUCGAUUUCCAUGUCGGCAUACAAUAAUCCUUGUGGGGUGUGCUUUGCGGCUUCGACGCCAGUUGGACUCGCCUCGGGCCGCACCGUGCCGAUCAGGAAGCUCCAACGAGGCGUCAAAGUGCAGACGCCGGUGGGACCGCGCAAGGUGGCUGUCGUCCUCAAGACACGAGUGGAAGGGGCAACUCUGUGCCGGGUGAAUGGUGUCCUGGUGACACCGUGGCAUCCCAUCUCAAAGGACGAGAAGACAUGGGCGUUCCCGGCCUCCUGCGCUGAGGGCGCGGCCCGAUACACUGGCUCCAUCUAUUCGAUCAUGCUGCAGAGGGAUAAUAACGCGAGGGCUCAUGGUAUUCGCGUUGGUGGUAUGUGGGGUGUCACAUUGGGCCACGGGCUAGUCAAGGGCUCGGAUGUCAGAGCGCAUGCUUUCUUUGGAGACUAUAACAGGGUUGUCAAGUCCCUGGUACAGUUGGGUCGCGAGAACGGGGCUCUGCCAGAUUCGAAGUCAGCAUUGCGCAAAAAGGGGGUUGUUGUUGGCAAUGGAGUCAGUAGGGAUGGUAGGACUGGACUGGUCACGGGGUUCAGUGCUGCGUGA
Messenger RNA from Emericellopsis atlantica, 2106 nucleotides. Its product is annotated as hint-domain-containing protein. The transcript has a single exon. The record is from RefSeq and is a predicted model, not a curated record. Lineage: Eukaryota; Fungi; Ascomycota; Sordariomycetes; Hypocreales; Bionectriaceae. Bases 1 to 2106 code for a protein of 701 amino acids.